Cyprinus carpio (common carp) is the source of this 2635-nucleotide messenger RNA. Its product is annotated as gap junction epsilon-1 protein. The record is from RefSeq and is a predicted model, not a curated record. NCBI's taxonomy places the organism in Eukaryota, Metazoa, Chordata, Actinopteri, Cypriniformes, Cyprinidae. Gene Ontology annotation, cellular component: connexin complex. Gene Ontology annotation, biological process: cell communication.
CUAAAUGGAUAUAAUUAGCAACCGACCUGGGUUGCAUCUGUUGAUUUAGUGACAUCUGCUGGUAUUUAUGACGCGCUUGAUACAACAUGUAAAAAGCUGCAUGGAGACAAAAAAAAAUCUAAUUAGAGAAGAAUGCAACUGAAAUAAUUAGUUGCAGUAAGGUACGUGCCGUUUAUGGGUUUCCUUUUCCAUCAUCCAAAACCAGCACUGACGCACAUAGCUGCCACAUUUUAGAAUAAAUAAAUAAAUAAAUCUUUAGCUAUGCCCAAAUUAAGGAUUGAGUCAUUUAAUUAGAUUUUUUUUUCUUUUUCGCAAUUUCAAGAGAAAUUUAAAACACGUUCAUUAGAGAAGAGGCAUAUUCAAAUAUUUUAUUUAUUUACAAAGAAUUGCAUUUUAAAUUAGUUUUGAGUCAGACGUAUGGAACGUAAUUUACACAUGUAGGCCUACUUUGAUUUUCAAAGAAAUUGGAAAAUUGCGUUUUUAUUUUCAGUGACUUUUUAAUGCACAAACAAUAGGCUAUAAACAGACAAACGCCUAUUUAUAGUACUGCAGUGGUCUCGCACUAAUGAUGUAAACUCAUAUAACAGAGUCCUCUAAUAUACCAUGAUGUUUGUGCGCUAACAAAAAAAUUAAGCAUGGUCAUAUAUGAAGCAUCACUCUGAUAGCUAUGCUUGCGUGUGCAUCACGUGCGCAAUGACCGUAUGACCGCCAGACCCCAGUACUCUUAUUUCGGUAAUUAGCAUCUCUGUGGCCAUAAUGAUCUACUCUUUUCUACGUUUCUUUGAUGCCUUGCUUGUCUGUUUGCUCUUUGGUUUAUGAGUCGAAAAAGCCUGCCGUCAGAAAGGCGCCCCCAACAUGCUGCUUUUCCAGCAGGUCUAUCUUUCCCACGGGACGCAGUGACAUGAGAGCAGGACCUCGGUUCUGAUUAAGAAGGGGGAUGAACAGCUCUCCGCCUGGAUUACGGUUGCUCAGGCCUCCGACAGUGAUAGGCCAGUUCCACACGCUGUUUUUUGGCUCAGUGCGUACAUUUUUCCUUGGAGUCCUUGGAUUCGCCGUCUAUGGCAAUGAGGCCCUCCACUUCAGCUGUGAUCGGGACAAAAGGGAAAUAAAUCUUUACUGUUACAACCAGUUCAGGCCUAUAACACCUCAGGUAUUCUGGGCGUUGCAGCUAGUCACUGUCUUGGUACCUGGAGCUUUGUUUCAUCUUUAUGCUGCCUGUAAAAAUAUAGACCAGGAGGAGAUCCUUCAGCGGCCAGUGUCCACAGGCUUCUACAUCAUCUCUGUCCUGUUGAGAAUAAUUCUGGAAGUCUUAGCAUUUUGGCUUCAGAGCCACCUUUUUGGGUUCCUGGUUGAUCCUGUUUAUAUGUGCGAUCUCAGUGCCCUUGCAAAGAUCUUCAACAUCUCGAAGUGUAUGGUCCCUGGACACUUUGAGAAGACUAUCUUCCUCAGUGCGAUGUACACCUUCACCAUCAUCACCAUACUCCUCUGUAUCGCUGAGAUUUUUGAGAUUCUGUUCCGAAGACUCGGUUAUUUAAACCAGCCAGUGACUUGAGAAUUUAGGAGGUGUUUUGAGUGAUGCUUCAGCAGUGUUUGUUAUGUGUUCGCUGGGUCUCUGAAUGACAGACAGGACAUAAACCCACAUACCUCUGCAUUUUCUGGUGGUAGACACAGAAAUACAUGCUUUUUAAAAGCAAGACAACUUAUCAUUCCUUUUCUGGAAUAAUAUAAAAACAAAACAAGCCUAAUUAUUGGCAAGGUACUCAUUAAUGUUUUUAGCUUUUCAGAUUUUUUAAGCCUAAAAAACACCUCUCUACCAGGAGAGACUCUUUUUUUUACUUGUGUAAUCUAAUCCAAACCCACAUAGAUAUUUGGUAGGUAAUUAUUAUCUUUGCAAUAAUAUUUACAGAUUUUGAUAUUUGAUAUAUAAGUACUACAUAGAUUGCAAGUACUAUUUUGACAAAUAUUAUUUGAUUUCAAUUUCAUUCUUCUUAAGGAAGAAUAAGUACAUGCAAUAGUGCAUCAGUUUCUAAAAACAUUAUGGAAUGAUCAAUGGUAUCUUGUUACAAUCUUGCACAUAGAUAGUAUAUUCAUUAUGCUGUUGAUUUCCAUAUAGUUUUGUGUCCAUUAUCUUGUGUUUGUAGUGUCUGUAUCUGUACGUUUUAUCAGGCAUCCAUCCAACUUUUGUUAUUAUUCUCAGCUAAGUGUUUCAUCUCAGGUACAAAUGGCAUACUGUGAUCUCUUAUUUUGUGUCAGCGGGUUACUAUUUAUUAUAAGAAUACUAUUUAUGCAUAAAUGAAACAUCUGAGGAGAUCUGACAGCAGGUCUGGCCUGCACAUCUUCCCACAGCCUUCCCACUGUUCAACACCACAGCUGUUUGAGUAAUAGCUUUUGUACUGUGUGUAGACAGUUGAUCAUUUAUAUUGGUUUUUGAUCAAUGUCUGUGGGAUUUAUGAUAUGAUUAUGCAUGAAAAUCUUCAUAUAGACAUAAUAAUUGGUGCAUAUUUUAUGACUGCCAUAAUGUAUUAUCAGUUUAGGUCAGAAUAAACAGAACUGCUUGUGAAUCCUUGGCACUCUGUCAGAUACAAUGAUUUCCUAAUGUUUGUGAAGUUUCAAUCAAUUAAAAAUAUUUAAAAUA